CCAAGACAAAGUGCAUGAAUACAAAGAAGCAUUUAACAUGUACGACAAGGACCAUGACGGAAUCUUAUCAGUUCAGAAACUAGGUGCUGUGCUUCGUGCUCUUGGCCAUAACCCGACCGAAAUCGAAAUUCAGGAAAUGAUUGACGAGAUUGACUCAGAAGGCACAGGUUUCAUCGACUUCGAAAGUUUCUUGGAUGUUGUUAUGAGUCGUGAUUUGGACGAAGAAGACCACGAGGUGGCGCUUCGAGAAGCUUUUAAAAUGUUUGACAGGGAUGGUAAUGGCUACAUUGACGCAGACGAACUACGCCUAUGUAUGAUGAACCUAGGAGAGAAACUGACACUCGAGGAGGUGGAGGAGAUGAUUAAAGAGGUCGAUGUUGAUUUUGAUGGGAGGAUGAAUUAUGAAGAAUUUGUGAAGCUGAUGUGCACGAAAUAUCCACUAACGUAGUCUGGAAACUCCAGAAAAGUCGGACGUGAGAGUUUCUACUGUUUGAUUUAGUUGUUCGUCUUCCUCACUGGAAAAGCGGACGACAUUGAUAAGUAAUGAGAUUCUAUUCAUCGAAGCCAUUUUCUUCAACAAUUGACAGAGGAUCUCAUGAAAUGAAAAAUCAACCGAAAAUUCCCAUUUCAUGUCAUCACACAUCGGUCCUAUAUGCAUGUUCAUAUGAUAUUCCAUGUUA
Messenger RNA from Saccostrea cuccullata (small rock oyster), 680 nucleotides. RefSeq names its product calmodulin-like. Bases 38 to 448 code for a protein of 136 amino acids. The record is from RefSeq and is a predicted model, not a curated record. Gene Ontology annotation, molecular function: calcium ion binding; enzyme regulator activity. NCBI's taxonomy places the organism in Eukaryota, Metazoa, Mollusca, Bivalvia, Ostreida, Ostreidae. The transcript is spliced from 4 exons.